This is a messenger RNA of Pygocentrus nattereri (red-bellied piranha), 6512 nucleotides long. It is a transcript of the gene slc35b2, whose product is annotated as solute carrier family 35 member B2. The record is from RefSeq and is a predicted model, not a curated record. Gene Ontology annotation, cellular component: endoplasmic reticulum membrane; Golgi membrane. Gene Ontology annotation, biological process: transmembrane transport. Bases 243 to 1550 code for a protein of 435 amino acids. The transcript has 6 exons. NCBI's taxonomy places the organism in Eukaryota, Metazoa, Chordata, Actinopteri, Characiformes, Serrasalmidae. Gene Ontology annotation, molecular function: 3'-phosphoadenosine 5'-phosphosulfate transmembrane transporter activity.
GCAGGACGAUGAUCAUCUUUGUUGGGUCUCUGUGUGAGACACACAGCUAUCCAGCGAGUUUAUGUUAGUUACCCGAUGAGCUGGCAAAGCCAAAUUUCGCCUGUGAACCAAAAAAAGAUCCCUGGAGCUUAUUUUUUAAUCCCGGAGACCGUUUUUGUACUGCGUUGCGCCGUGGCGGUGUAACGAUAUAGCUGAGGCUAGCCGUCUCACUAGCUGGCAAAACUAAACUUUCUUGUGAAAAAAUGUCAUCUUUUUUAUGGAGUGUGCGUCCGGCCUUGCUGUUGUGUCUGUGUGUGUGUGUGUUAGCUGAUACUGCAGACACUCCACUCCUGGAGGGCUGGCAGGACGUGUGGCUUUUCCGUUUUUUCCUCAACAUCCUCGGCUACUCCACCAUCGUCAUCCCAGGAUACUUUCUCAUCAGCUACUUCAAUCGGAUCAACUACCUGGAAACAGGGCGGGGUCUCUGUUUCCCCGUAAUAAAGGCCUGCGUGUUUGGGAGUGACUCUAAGACCACCCUGCUGGACGAUGCAUCUGCAGCAACCAGAAAUGAGGCAGAAUCCACUUCAUCAGCACGACAAGCGUUCAAACUCAUCUUCUGUGCUGCUGGACUGCAGGUUUCGUAUCUGACGUGGGGUGUCCUGCAGGAGCGGGUGAUGACCCGUUCGUACGGCGGCUCUGAGACGGAGGGUGGCGGAGAGCGCUUCAGGGACUCUCAGUUUCUGGUGUUUAUGAACCGCAUCCUGGCGCUGACGGUGUCUGGACUGUGCUGUGUUCUGUUCAAGCAGCCGAGGCACGGCGCCCCCAUGUACAAAUAUUCUUUUGCCUCCCUCUCCAACAUACUCAGCAGCUGGUGUCAGUACGAGGCCCUCAAGUACAUCAGCUUCCCCACACAGGUAUUGGCCAAAGCCUCCAAAGUCAUUCCUGUGAUGCUGAUGGGUAAGCUUGUGUCACACAAGAGCUACGAGUACUGGGAAUAUUUCACAGCCGUGCUGAUCUCCGUGGGGGUCAGCAUGUUCCUGCUGUCCAGUUCCACCAACAAACAUCCGUCCACUGUCACCACCUUCUCUGGUGUCGUCAUCCUAGCUGGAUACAUAAUGUUCGACAGCUUCACCUCCAAUUGGCAGGACAACCUGUUCAAGUAUAAGAUGUCGUCAGUGCAGAUGAUGUUUGGAGUGAAUUUGUUCUCCUGUCUCUUCACCGUGGGUUCUCUGCUGGAGCAGGGCGCGUUCUUUGACUCUCUGGCCUUUAUGUCCCGUCACUCAGAGUUCGCCUUCCACGCCGUGCUGCUGUCCAUCUGUUCUGCCUGCGGUCAGCUCUUCAUCUUCUACACCAUCUCCCAGUUCGGCGCCGCUGUCUUCACCAUCAUCAUGACCCUGCGGCAGGCCAUCGCCAUCCUGCUGUCCUGCUUCAUCUACGGCCACGCCAUCACCUUCGUGGGUGCCCUCGGGGUGGCCGUGGUCUUCCUCGCUCUUUUCCUCCGUAUUUAUGCCCGAAGCCGCAUGAAGAAAGGCAGCAAGCGUGCUGCCCAGCCACCUGUUCAGAAGGUCUAGAUGAAGGACACUGGGAAACAAAUCUGUACGGAAAACCACAUUUUUAGUGGUUUGGCUUGUUUUGGAGUUUUUAUUUGUCUUUUUUUUUUGUCUCUGUGUGUCUUGCACAACUUUGUUUCUACUCUUUGUAUAUACAUAUAUAUAUAUGAACAGGUACUGAAAGGGAUGACUUUUUUGUUUUGUGAAGAAAAGGGAUUUGGACUUGACUGUGCUGUCACGUUUUACAGAGAUGGGAGGAAUAGCUUAUAUACUGAAAAAUGAGUGUGUGUGUGUGAGUGAGUGGUUCUGAAUGUUUUCAUGGGGGUGAUAUUACUGAGCCAGUGACUGAUCACAACUUGUUGGAGGUUUUGUUUGUUGCGUUGGAGGAGUGUUGAACCCUCUUACUCAUUUUUGUUUUAACGAUUUAGGCGUAUUCUUUUGCUUUUUUUUUUAAUUUAUAGUCGCUUUAAAUUAAGUCCAAUCCAAGAGUCACAACAAUCAUUUUAGAGAGCAUAUUGUUUGUCUUUGAGAAAACAUGUUUGUCUCUAGGCCUGUCAUGAUUGAGAUUUUAGCCGCCGACUAUUUAUUUGCUGUCUAAAUAAUUUCAAGUAAUAAUUGUAUUUUUUGUUCAUUGUGUGCAGGUAUUAAGCUACAAGCCUAAAGUGGUCAUAUUAGCUGUCUGGCUUCAUGGCUCUUAAUACUAAGUAGCUCCCAACUGCCCUGUAAAGGUAACAUUACUCACAGGUGCUAACAAACAUCAAAUAAUUUAACAUUAACAUUACUCACCUCCACCUAAUAACAUUGUUAUUAACAAACAUCACUGGCCGCAGCCCUCUAAAAGUGUUAUUAAUGAGCAUCUAAUAAACAAACAGUUCUGACCGCCGCUCCUAAAGAUGUUAUCAACUAAAUAUUACUCGUCACCACCCUUUAAAGGUGUUAACAAAGAUCUGAUCGACCAACAGUUCUCCCCGCCACCCCUAAAACAAACAUUACUAGUCAUCGCCCUCUAAAGGUGUUAUUAACAAACAUCAAAUAAACAAAUGUUAGUGACGGCUGCCCUAGGGUGUUAUUAACAAACAUCUAGUGAAUAAACAAAUAAACAAACAUUAUUUACUGAUGCCCUCUAAAGGUUUUUACAAACAUCAACUAUAAAAAAAUUACUCAUCACCGCCCUCUAAAGGUACUAUGAUAAAAAUAAGCUGCUGCCCUCUAAAGAUGUUAGAAACAGACAUCAAAUAAACAAACAUUACUCACCGCAGUGCUCUAAAGGUGUCAUUAACGAUCAUCAAGUAAAAAGCAUCACUGCCAUCUGAACUGGGCAUUAACGAACACCUAAUUAACGAACAGUUCUCACCACAGCCCUAUAAUGGUGCUGUUGGCAAACAUCAAAUAAGCAAACGUUACUCACUGCUGCCCCCUAAAGGUGUCAUCAAAUAAACAAGCAUUGCUCAACACCACCCUCUGAAGGUGUUAUUAACAAACAUCAAAUAAACAAAUGUCACUCACCGCCGCCCUCUAAACUUGUUCCUAACGAACACCCAAUGAACAAACAGUUCUUACCGCCACGCCUUUAGGUGUUAUCAGAUAAAUAAGCAUUACUCGCCGCUGCCCUUUAAAGGCGUUAUAUUACAAAGUCAUAUAAGCUAGAAUUUUUCUUGUUUUUAUAAGACCCCAGGAUGUGUCUUAAGUGUAUGCUUUGUUUUGUUCACCCCGACACACUCGAUUUACAUUCUGUUUGUUGACAUCUGUAGAAAAUUGCAGUAUUUGUGACCGGGUGACCGUAGUAAUUAUGACAGGCCUUAUCGGUUCGUCACGAGUGAAGUUCUGUUUGAGAAUCUUUUCUGAAUAUAUUUCGAUUGGAUUGUGCUCUUUGUUGAGGGUCUGGUUUAAGGCUUUCAUUGUGUUACAUCUGGCUGUUUGGCAGGGUUUUAACAUUGCUAUGUUGGUUGAUCCGUGGCUGUGGACUCGAUGCUAAAGGAUUUUCAGCCACAGACCAUAAGUGCCUACUGAACUAUAGAGUGGUGUGGGUUUUUUUUUUUUUGUUUGUUUGUUUGUUUGUUUUUUUUAACGGCUGUGUAAAUUUGCAGGUGGCGGCAUCAUUCAGAAACUUUGAUAACGUGUUAACUCAGUAGAAACUCCGUUAUGCUAUUGAAGAGGUGUUUUGUGAAUUGUAGAUUGCCUUGGAGUUGUUGGUUAAACAGUAUGGUUGGCUUAUUCUUUGGAACAGGCAUAGCGUAAUACUUUGCACGUGGAUCUCGCCUGUAAAGAUGUUUUCUCACAUGAAGUCCAUUGUCCUGGUUGGCUGGAGUGAAGGUGAUUGUGUAUCAUGACGUCUAAAGUAAUUUUGGGGUACAUUCCAAAGGGUGCUGGUUCAUUCGUUUGCAUUCAGUGGGAUUCUUACGCCUCUUAACCUCCUGCUUCACAUUGUUUUUCUGCUCCAGGAUGUGUGUGAACACUUUGCUGUAACAGCUACCGAUGUUCAUUUACUUAGGGUACUCGUCUGGUCGCCUCCCCAUCAUGGAGUGGCUUUAAACGCUUAUUGAUGAUAAGUGAUAAUCUACCAUUGUCCAGCUUAAUCUCUACCAGCUGCAUCUGUUUCAAACCUCUUCUUUUUUUUCUUUUUUUUUUCUUUUUUUAAAAAAAACCUCCACCAAUGAUUUUGCCAUGUGUCCCUGUAAAACUGUGUGGUUGGUUAGUGUAGUGAUUAACACCUCUACCUUCUACACUGUAGACUGGGGUUCAAUCCCCACCUGGGCAAACACCCUACACUAUACCAAUCAGAGACCUUGGGCAAGACUCCCAACACCGCCUUGGCCUACCUGUGUCAAAAUGAUCAAAUUGUAAGUCGCUCUGGAUAAGAGCGUCAGCCAAAUGCUGUAAAUGUAAAACUGACUCAAAACUCACUCAUAGUAGAAGCAACAGGGCAGUUGUUGAACUUUGUGACUAAACAUUUAAAUGUAUACUAUAUAAUGUAAAUAUAAAACUUCAAGGAUCAUUUUGCGAUAAUUUGAUUGAAGAAUAUAACGGCGUUAGGAUGACUACGUCUUUUGUGUAAACCAGCCAGAUUUUACGCAACACAUCCUCUACAGACAACACACUGAAAUAUGGCAUUUAAAAGCAAGUUUACCUGCAUAAUUCCUAUUUAUUCGCCCAGUUUAACAUACUGGGAAAAACACAGUGUUUUCUCUGUAGAGGACGUCUGAACUUAUUUCCACGUAGAAAAUCAACUAAGCAUGAAAUCUUUUCUACAUGGGUUUUGAGGCAGGAGCUUUUGUGUUCUUUUCUACAUCCAGCCCAACGUGUUUAGAUUGACAUCUGUGGUAAUUGAUCAUCUGCUACAGAUGCGACAGGUAGGGAUUAUCUUGAAAAAUGCAGGUAUUGCCCCUUUAAAGGUAAUUGUCCUAUUAAUUCUGACUGUAGUGUUGUAGAGCUGCUAUUUGAGGAACAACCUUAAUACUGCGGUUUCUUUGGAUUCAAGGACAGCUGUUCUUGUAUGAUGCAAGUGCAAACGUCAACACACCUUUUUCUGCAGUUGGAUGGAAUUACACUGCUGUUGUUAAACUGAGGCUUUGUAUGACGAGAGGCAGUUAGAGUCAGAGAAAAGAUGCACACGACUCCUCCCAUUAUAAAAAUAAUGUAAUGUACAUUAGAGUUCUCCUCUGUUCUUACCCAUUGAAUAUUUAUCUUCUUUGUGUGUGAAUGUUUUGUCUUACUGUUAGCAGCGAACGCUUCUACAACAACUAAUAUACAUGGUGGUGGAGGAUCCUUUUUAUUUUAUUUUAAUUUUUUUUUUAAGCUGCAUUGGUAAAUAAGAUUUGUGGACAACACUAAUGUUUGGCUGUAUGAUUUAUGUCAUAUUGGGAAUCAUUUCUUAUGUGUGUGUGCAAGAAUGCUCGCCCUUUAUAUAUUUUUUAAUAGGACAGAUUUGUUUGUUGAUUUAAUGAAUUUGGUCACAUGAUCAGAUGCUUUCACCAAAUGUGAAGGAUGCACCACCAGCGUGCAGUAAUGAAGGGGGGUGAUGAUGAUGAUGAUGAUAAUAAUAGUCCUUGUUCAUCAAAGUUGCGUAUCCGAUCGUAAAGUGAGCUCACGCAAAUGUAGCGGUUAUGUUAAUCACCAGUUUGGUGUAUUUGUACGAUUUAACUCAUUCAUCGAACUCAAUUUGAGCGUAAUACUUGUAUAUAAUACGUAUAUAAAAAUUGUGCACAUGGCAAAUCAACACAGGGGUAAAAACAAUCUUUAGUUUUCUUAGUAAACGGUAGAAUGAUGUGAUUGUGUGACAAGACUAAGACGUUUUGUUCAUUUCACAGCUUAUUCUUUCCCAUUUUAACCCUAUAAAGUUUGGUCAGUAGGGGGAGCAGUGCACUGAACACAACUCCACCUACAAACACAACCAUCGCUCUCAAGCCGCUGAGCGCUGUUUCUUUUGGAAACAUCCACAUGAAUCAGAGAGUGCUUUAUGUAAAUGAUAUGUAAAUGAGGCGCUGGUAGGCUGGCGCUUGAUUUCACUCGCUGAAGCUGAGUGCGCCCAAAUCUCCACUCGUUUCCAUGCCGUAUAAAAGUUUCAUGAAUCGGAUGCCGAGUUUAAGGGUAAAGAUGGUCAAACCUGUGCUCUUUUUGCUCAACUUUGAUGGAUAAGGGUCAGUGUGAACAGCGGCUGUCUCUGCAUACACUGCAAAUGUGAAUUAUACACAUUCCGUUUUGAACAUAAGGAUAAUUUACAAGUCUUCGAAACAUAGGCAGACGGAGGAAUAAAACACUUGCCUAUCUGUAAAUACACAAACUCUAGUGAAAUAUUUCUAAGGGGCAUAUUCGUAAGACUCUACGUCCCCUACAUAAGCCUCUCAACUACAUAAACGUUUAUCGCUGCUGUCGGAAGAAAGCUCGUAUCUCCAAAAUAGUAACUUUACAGGAGAAGGAAAAAACAUACUUCGCUUUCAAUGCAAGUCAAUGGAACCAGAAUUUCUCCCGUGUCAUUUUGGGUCA